Molecule: messenger RNA, 1348 nt
Organism: Aphanomyces astaci
Lineage: Eukaryota; Oomycota; Saprolegniomycetes; Saprolegniales; Verrucalvaceae
Exons: 2
Coding region: 26-1294 (422 amino acids)
Source: RefSeq, a predicted model, not a curated record
AUCAACUCCCUUGGGUGAUUUAUUGAUGGCUCAACUCGUGUGCGCCGCGCGAACCGACCCGCCGCGACAAGUGACAUGCGGCCCUCAAAUGAAACUGCACUUGAACGUGUUCCAAGGGUUUGUCCUGCCUGCCUUCUCCAGCUCCCAAAUCCCCGCGCUCGUCGACCAACUCGUCGGGCAUCCCCGGAUGCGCAAGUCCACCACAUUUGCGUAUGCGUACCGCAUCCUCGAGCCUUCCACCGACAAGGACACUACUAGUCCAACCAGCCACCACGACUCGGAGGGCACGACAGAAGGCAGCGACGACGGCCUGACCCUGGGCGCCGGUGACAAGCUCCUUCAGGUGCUGCGCCGAUGGCAAGUGUGCAAUGCCAUCGUGGUGGUCAAUCGGUCCGAUUUGAGUCUCACCGGUCGGCUUAUCGUUGCCCAAAUAUAUAAACUCGUUGUCGAAAGCGCCAAGCUCGCGCUGGAGCAGUUUGCCCUCGACUCUCUUCAGCCAUCAGAAGCCGCCAAACUGGCGCUACAAGACGCGUCCAACAACCAAAAGAGCAGCGGAGUCGGGGAGGUUCCGCAUUUAACGGUACAGGAGAUGACUUACGCAGGGGCUCCCACGCAUAUGGUGAAUGGAACGGUGCUGGGGACAAAGCAAGGUCGGAUCAACCACUUCCAAGGGGCCCAAGAAGGGGAUAAGCACGCGAUGACGACGAAUCGACCCAAGUCCCUCGAGCGCUUGGGCAUUUCAAAGGACGACCUCGCGGCCCUCAAAGUGGUGCGCAUGCCGCCCAAGGAGCUGCACAUGGUUCUCGUCUGCGUCGCGGUGCUGCUCAACGUGCCCGACCUGUCAUGGCUCGGCUGCCGAGACAUGCUUAACGCGGCAUCGUUUUGCGCCAAUGUGCUCGGUGUCCGGCCGCACAACGUCACCAAGAAGCAGGCGACUCGCGUCCGCGCGAUUCUGCAGGAACCCCAGUUUGUCCCAGAGCUGAUUCGACGCGUGUCUGUCGUCGGUGCCGCGCUCCUCUCGUGGGUCAUGCAGAUCAUGGACGAGUACGACGCCCUGCGGCUGGGCUUUGACCUCCGCGGUCCCGAAGAGGACGACAGUCAAGCGGAGUCGUUUCCUCCGCCGGCGGACGUGUCCCCGUGGUCCCUGGCACCCGAGCUACCGCCGCCGAGCCAACAACACCGUCCUCUUUCCGAGGACGACGACGCCACCGCCAUCAUCCCCACAGACUUGUUCAUGCCAAAAGUCGCGCCGUUUGCCGUGCACGACACCGGUCGCAUGUUGUUGCCACAGUAGCUAGCACUCUGUCCAAAUUUAAUCAUAACAUUAGGUUAACUACAUACUUCGAAG